Caenorhabditis angaria is the source of this 2032-nucleotide messenger RNA. The record is from the annotation of a GenBank genome assembly. NCBI's taxonomy places the organism in Eukaryota, Metazoa, Nematoda, Chromadorea, Rhabditida, Rhabditidae.
AUGCUUACGGCGACAGCGACGUCGCAAAAUUCGGCCGCGCAAAACGGAAAAUCGUCGGUGACAUCAAACGGAAAUUCUGGAAAUUUUCAAAGACAACAAUGUUUUUUGUGCGAUUAUCCUCGAUGGCCUUGGGCAAUGUGCAAUGAUUAUGUUGAACCAGUAUGUAGAGGAUGUGUAAAUUAUGAAGGUGAUCGGUGAGUGAAAAAAAGAGGGUAGAAAACAAGAGAAACAUCAGACGGCGCCAAGAGUUCCCCCAAACAAAAAGUGCACAAAACAUCAUUGUUUGUCACGUGUUGAUAACAAUAACAUAAUAAUCAUAAUAAAAAUAAUAACAAAAUUAUGGAGCAUACUGUACCUGAAAAUCACAUUACAAAAUUUAAAAUUCAUUUCAAUUCAGGAAAAUAUUUUUCAUUAUUUUGUUUUCAAAAAAAAAAAUUUCAGAAUUGAAACAGCUUUGGAAAAUGCUCGCCAAAUGAAGAGGAUACACGGAUUCCCGGUAGCUGACCCAAGUCACACAAAAAUUGCAAAAGAUAUUGGACGAAUCAGCCCGCCACGUCCAACCCCAACUCAACAAUUUGCACCUUUAGCUGGAUUGAAUUUUGAAGCUCUUGCUCAACAAAGAUUACUUCAAUUAGCAACAUCAAAUCCUCGAACUAUGGAUGAUUUAUUACAACAACAUAUGCGAUCAUUGUCGCAAGUUGCGCAACAGCAACAACUUCAACAGCAGCAACAACAACAAUUGUCAACUUUCCAUUUGGCCGCUGGAUUGGGUGGACUUUUGCCAACCAAUUUUCAAACAACACUUCCACAAGUUACACCACAAAUCAAUUUAAGGAAGCGAGAACAUCAAAAUGAGGAGGAUUUGAAGCCUGAAAUUUAUGGAAAAGUUCAACGUGGUAAGUCUACAAAAUAUAUCUCGAUCUCCUCUUUCUAACCAAAAAAGUAUCUAGAAGAACCUGUAUUUUGCGCAAUUCAAUUCUCUCUUCAUUUUCCUUCCGCGAGCGCGCGCGCGAUAAAAAUGACCUCGAGAAAAAUAUACAGAAAGAGAGUAAAAGAGAGGGUCACAGAAGGCAAACCGGUUUUUUUUGGUAUUGCGUGCCAGGCGCGCCUUAUGGCCCCAAUGACACUCUUUUGGUGUUCCUCUUUGGGCCGCCAGAAAGUCCUUGGCAAACUUUCAACCAAAAAAACCAAGAUUUUUUGUUGAGACUUCGCUCAAAAUGAACUUGAGGUUAAAAACGGUUUGUGUGUAUUUGCACCUGGCAAAUAUUGACUUACUCGAAGUAAACUUUUUUUUAGUCAAGCCUGAUGAAAAAAUCGAAUUUCACAAAUUGACACAAAAUACAUAGGGAUAGUAUUUUCAGGAGAUGCACAAACGACUUCAGUUUCACCAACUUCUACACAUUCACCAUCAAUGGAAAGUCGACGAAGAGCAAUGGUUGCAGCCGCUGCCGCUGCUGCUGCACAACAACAACAACAUCAAACACAAGAUCGUGUUUUGAGAUGCACAUUAUGUGAUGAGCGAUUAGAAGAUACACAUUUUGUGCAAUGUCCAAGUGUGCCAUCACACAAAUUCUGCUUCCCAUGCUCACGAAAGUCUAUCAAGGUUCGUCUGAAUUUUUUAAAGAGGGUUGAUUUUCAAGAUUUUUGAAUUUUUCCGCUCAAGAGACAAUUAUUCACAUCACUUUUUCAGUGUUUUUAUAAAAACCGUUCUUCAAUUUUUCAAUUUCAGGAUCAAUGCAAAUCAACAGAUCUCUAUUGCCCAUCUGACAAAAAAUGUCCGCUAGUCGGAGCUGCGAUGCCAUGGGCAUUUAUGCAAGGCGAAAUUGCACAAAUUCUUGGAGAUGAAUAUGAGGACUUCAAAAAAGCUCGUGAAGCUCACGGACUUGCUCCACCAACCGGAGCAAAUGCAGCCACUGCUGCUGCAGCCGCUGCCGCUGCAGCUGCUGCAGCUCAACAACAAUCAUCGCCAGCUUCAACCACAACAUCAAACACAUCCUCUUCUUCGGUUGCGACGACACCAAAUGCUGUCUAG